Prorocentrum cordatum is the source of this 8136-nucleotide messenger RNA. The record is from the annotation of a GenBank genome assembly. Lineage: Eukaryota; Dinophyceae; Prorocentrales; Prorocentraceae.
GUCGCCCUGUGCGGGUUGGCGCAGGAGCAGGGCAUCGCCGCUCUACGGGCGUGCCUCGCCGACGCCCGCGGCGAUGAGACACUUCGCUUCACCGAGAUCACUUCUGCCAUGGCACGUCGUGCUGUCGUGUGGGGCGAUUCCUCGGCGUGGGGUGAUAUAAAGGUUGUUCUCCAGACUCGCUUGGCCCCCGGCUCUCGGCCGUUGCCAUCUGAAGUCAUCGCCGUCUGUGCUGCCCAUUUCCGCGACGCAGAUUUCAUCGUUCCCGACCCCAAGGAGGACGCUGUCAUUGUCCAUGGUGGGCUGGACAACGGGUACGGGUCCGCGGAGGAUGGGUGCCACUUCUUGCCGCUGCUCCAUGUCGACGAGUACCGCCUGUUGCCCCCGUGCUCGUCACCGAAAUGGGCCGACAUGGUGGCGGCCGUCGCCGCUCGCAGUGGUGAUCUCGCGCUGGAGUCGCGCGUCCGUGACGGGGGCGACUGCUACUUCCACGCGCUUCUCGUCCUCCUGCAUUUCCGGGGCGUGCUCAUGCUCGCGCCGAGCGGCGUGUCCGCGGCCCCGGGGGGAGCGAGUGCCAGUCUUCGCGUCCCGGACCCCACGGGCGAGAGCGUCGCCGCAUUGCAGGCCAAAGUCGAAGGGCUCCCAGAGGACGAGGCAUCGAACGCGAUCGAAGAGUUCCUGUUUCUUGACAUCGUCUUCGAGGGUUUUAAGACGAAGGAGGAGGUUUACGAGACGGUGCGCCAGAGGGUCAUGAAGGCGUGGGAGGACACCCGGUCUCACCGCCAGAUUGCCAGCGAGCUGGAUUUCGAUUUGCGCACCAUCGCGCCGAAGCUGUUGGCGGACGCCGUGCACACCGCAGCAAAGGCCCGGGGUCUCUCUGCGGAGGCGCUGCUCUCUGCCGUGGAGUGCAACAUGGGUUUCAUCGAGGCGCCCGGAACAAAGCUGACGCACUUGCGGCAGUCAGGUCAUUACAUUUCCCCUGGCCAGCCCCUCUUGAUCGGCAGCGCGUCCUCCACGCGGAAGUCGGCCUUGAUGCAGCGCACGGACAAGUGGUUGACGCAGGUCCCGGAGGCCUCCCCUGUUUUCAUAGACAAGUUGGUCAUGAACACGGACUGCACCACGAAGGGCAUUCGGAAGCAGCUUGAAGAACACGGCCGGUGCGGCAUCUCCAGCGACGAGGCCGCAAACACGUUCCAGACGCCCUUCAGCGACGUGGAGUCCGGGGUGCACUAUCUCAGCUGCGCGAAGCUUAACACGUGGACGCAGAGCGAGCACGACGGACCGGCGACUGGCAACGGCAAGGUGUCUUUGGACAAUUACAAUUUCAUGCUCAAGUGCGCGGGCCAGACAGAGGUCGUCGAGUUUAUCGUCAUGCCGAAAGUGCACGGGUUCCAGAAGCGCAUGCAGACGGACGUGCGCGCGGACGACGGGGUCGAUUCCGAACAGAGCGACUCCUUCAUCGAGCGUCUGCACGGGUGGAUGCAUGAGCAUUGUUCUGAUGUCGCCAGCGUUCUCUCGCUCGACGGCUUCGCCUACACCAUGUGCCGUGCUGCGAAGCAGGCUUUUGAUGAUAUCUGUCAGACCGUGCCAAUGCCGCCGGCAUUCAAGACGAAGUUGAAUUUCUUUCACAGCGACUUGCUUCGCGCAACGCACCGGGUGCACCGCGGGAGCCAUUUCGCCAGGCUUUUCAUCGCCCGGCAUGCUGCCCAGGGCGACGACGCCCUGGCGUCGCAACCGCCUUCUGAUUCUGCUUGCGAACGUUGUCUUCCCAGUGUGAACGAAAUCACGAUGGGGCUCCACAAGGUUCUCCGCCAAAUUGAACUUCACUUUGGGUUGUGUCGCUUCCACGUCGCCCACGCUGCCGAGGGCAACCAUCGCUCCGGCGGCGACGGCAGGUGCGCAGGCGGAUCUUCGGCGGCCGUGCUGGCCGCUCCUGACGUCGCGGAGAUAGCGAUGAGGGCCCUCAUGCCGUCCGAGCUGAUGCGGCAGUUCCUGCUCACUCGCGCUCCCAAGGGGCAGAUUUUCACGGAGGCGGAUGCGAGGCAGUGGCUCAGGAAUAAGAGGGACACGUGGUUCAGAACGGACCUGGCAAAGAAGAUCUCCGACGGCUUGACAGCGCUGGUCGCGGCUAAUCUCCUGGACAGGGUCGCGGACUCCGCCGAUGCGGGGGGCUCCACGCAGAGGGCCAAGGCGGCGCAAGGCGGCUGGGGCCUGGAGCGUCGUGGUCUAGCGAGUUGGCACUGCCGCGUCCAGGGGCUCCCGUCGCUCUCCCCCGUCACUCCGGGCCAGUGGGGCCCAGGCAUCAAUCGUCGGCAGUUUCCCUGGAAUCAGUGGAUAGUUCCCUGCGUUGCCCCCGAGAUUCUUUUGGUUUCGCAGUGGGAAAUCCAGGUCUCAUUCAGACCGGAGUGCCCGGGCUUUCGAUGGUCGUUCAGCGAGCCCACGAGCGCGUACCGCACUCGACAACGCUACCCAGCCCACUACGAGCUGCUAAUGGAGGUGCUCUCAGAUCAUGACAAGAAGGCCGUCGAGGAUCUGCAGUAUCGGCGUAUCGUCCCUGAGGAUUACGAAUUGCUGUCCGGACUGGACGCGAGCGUGUCCCGCAGCGCCCGGGAUAUGGACUAUAUCAACAGCGUGCUCGAGCGGUGCAAGGGCGGACACCCCGGCGAUCCGGCGCCCGCGAAUUGUAGGAUUUGCAUGGAGGAUGUCCCGUGCCGCCACCUACCUUGCAGGCAUUCGUUCUGCUCCGACUGCCUCGUUUCAAGUUGGUCCAAGGUGGGCGCGCUCGGCCUGAUUUGCCCUGCGUGCAGGCAAGAUGUGCCGGAAGGGUUGGCGCUCGCGGAGGAGAGAAAGGCCGGUGUCGCCACGGGCGGUUGCACCGAGGGCGCCGCGGGCGCAGGGGGCGCUGCGGAGCAGGGCGUCGGCGCUGCCGCCGCCAGCGCGGCCAGGCCCCUCGAGGGCGCCGCCCGCGCUGGUGCCGCGGGCGCGGGAGGCGUGGCCCAGGCGUCCGAAGAGGGCGACGUUGCGGGGGAGAGUGGCGAAAAGACGGUAUGGCAGUGCGUGGUCGCUACCAUUCUGUCCGAAUCCCCAGACCUCUCCUCGGAAGUCGCGAAGCGCCUCCAAGUGGGGGACCGUCUCGAGGGCCUCGCCGUGCCUCGGAUGGAGGGCCCGGUGAUGCGGGUGCACGUGAGGAUCGGAGACAAAGUCGGCUGGGUGACGUUGCGGAGCACUUCGGGCAAGGAGCUCGUCUCAGUCUUGGGCGCCGACGCUCAACCUGGCGCUGCCGACGGCCGUGGCGCGCCUGCCCUGGCGCCCGGGGUGCCCUCGGCAAUGACGCAGCAUAUGAUAGUAGAUUCGCAGUAUUUGGAGAUGGCAGUGAAGGGCAUCAAGACUAAGGAGUACCGCGGGUUGAAGGCCGAUUACUGGCGACGUCGGUUCCUCCAGGGUGGGCGGGACCGGCACGUCACCCGCGUGAGGAUGAGGGCCGGCCGCGAGAAGUUCAGGCCGGAGGCGGUGUUCGAGAUCGUCAACAAGGAGGUGAUCAAGGUGGCCGACUUGGCCGACGUGUGCUUGCCCGACCGAGGUGCGGAGGCGUGGGGCCGGCUGUUCGGCGGGUGCACGGAAGUGCUGGUGUUGCACCUCGGUGGCAUCGUAGAGAACCGCACCGAAUGGCGGCGCGAGGUGGAGGGCGCGCAAGGGGGCACGGUGCUGCGCGCGGUUUCCCCCGAGCGCGCGGGCGCCCAGGACGACGCGGAGGGCCAGGGGCAGGGCCGCGUGCUCGUCGGCCAGGGCAUCGGCGCGGAAGAAGAGCAGGCGAAGUGGAGGCUGGCGAGCUCCUUCCUGUCGCGGCGCGGAGGCCUCGUCUGGAACGAGGUGGUGGAGGCAGCGCUGGGCGACAAGCAGAAGCUGUUCGACCGCGUCGUGGACUUCCGGGGCAUGCACGCGACGCUGCUCGCAAUGUCAAUCGGGGCGCUGAGACAAAUCGGCCAGGCUGCCAUGUUGCGCCGGGACGUGAUCCGGGAGAAGAAGCCUGCACUUGUCUACCACCUAAUCCGCUGGUACCGCCAGGCGGCGGUCGAUGACGCGGCGUCGGCGGCCCUGCCCGCCGAGCCGGCGGCGGAGGAGGCGGAGACGGAGGAGAACCCGUUGGCGGACGCCCCACUCCUGAUCCCGCGCGCCAAAGUGGCGCGGAUCAUCCGCGCCCUGCUGCCGCUGUUGUCGGCGAAGAGGUCCGGCCACGCAGAAGGCGCGCCGCUGAAAAUCACCGAUGAGGCCGUGGGUGCCGUCCACGAGCACCUCGAGUACGUCCUGCGCGCUCUGGUGAGCGACGCUUUCGCUGUGGCCGAGUGGGCGAAUACAGACCGCGUGAAGAAGAUGUCCGUGACUGCGCUGGCCGUCCGGAUGUCAGCCUCUAUCCAGACGAAGACGUUCGUGGCCAGCAAGCGGAAGCGCAGGCUUGCCAACGUCCUGGAUGACCUUGCGAAGCUCGCGGGGAGUGUUUACGACGGCGAUGCGCCGGUCGACUGGGUUGGUUGCGACGAGCUGUCCGAUUUCCUCUUCAGGAAGUUCAUCUCGGCCGAGAAAAGUGAGAAGAUUCGCGUGCCUGCGGCAGCUUUCAGGGAUACGCGGUGUUUCACGUUCCACUUCCUCGACGCGUUUAUUUCCCAGGGCGUCGAAUCGGCGCGCCGCUGCGGUAAGAGCACUCUGACCAAGCGGAUCCCCGAGAGCCUUCGGCCCAAUCUGCCCCCUGGCCGGCCGGGGCCCGGGCGCUCGGACUGCCCCCGCAGCUCCGCAAGGGCGUGGCUCUGGGAGGGCGGCGCUGCGGGUGGCAUGUCGAACAAGGAGGCGCACAAGCUGGAGGCGGCAGGCGACGGUCUCAUGGAGCAGGCCGGCAAGAGGUGGAACAAGACCACGAGGGCGUUCGACGCGGUGGCCGGAUACGCCGCUUGCCCCGAAGAUGCGAAGUACAAGAAGCAGGCGAAGGAGAAGUACGACGAAGCGAGAAGGAAACGCGUGCAACUUAAAGGAAUGGCAGAGCAGUCCGUGAACAAAGACGGCACCAAUGACGUGAAGAACGCGAAGGGCCAUCAGGACGCCAUCGACUAUAUCGACGCCAAGAAGAGCGAGUUUCGACAGUUGCAGAUGGACUCCACCGCCAUGUUCCGCGAAGUCGCCCUGUGCGGGUUGGCGCAGGAGCAGGGCAUCGCCGCUCUGCGGGCGUGCCUCGCCGACGCCCGCGGCGACGAGACACUUCGCGCCACCGAGAUCAGUUCUGCCGUGGCGCGUCGCGCCGUCGUAUGGGGCGAUUCCGCGGCGUGGGAUGACAUGAGGGAUUGUCUCCAGUCUCGGUUGGCCACUGGGUCCCGGCCGCUGCCAUCCCAAGUCGUGUCCGUGUCUGCCGCCCACUUCCGCGAUUCAGAUUUCACCGUUCCCGACCCGAGGGAAGACGGUGUCCUGGUCCACGGCGGGUUGGAGACCGAUUACGAGUCCGCGGAGGAUGGGUGUCACUUCUUGCUGCUGCUUCACGUCGACGAGCAUGGCCAGUUGCCCCCGUGCCCGUCACCGAAGUGGGCCGACAUGGUGGCGUCCGUCGCUGGUCGCAGCGGCGAUCUCGCGUUGGAGUCGCGCGUCCGCGACGGGGGCGACUGCUACUUCCACGCGCUCCUCGUCCUCCUGCAUUUCCGGGGCGUUCUGCUGCUCGCGCUGGGCGGCGCGUCGGCGGCACCUGGGGGGGGCGGUGCCGGGGUUGCCCCGAGCCCCCCUUCCCCCGCGGGCUCACCAGCCGGCCCAGGUCCAAUCGUUGACGGACCUCGGAAGAGACCCGAGCUCGCCUCUCAGUUCCCGCCUGAGUCGCCAGUUUCUGCGGAGAAGACGUCGCCUGCGUCGUUCACCUCCUUCAGGAAUGGGGCGCGAUUCGAGGAUUCUCUUGCAGAGAGUGCCAGCUCUCGCGUCCCAGACCCCACGGGCGAGAGUCUUGCCGCAUUGCAGGCUAUAGUCGAAGAGCUCCCGGAGGACGAGGCAUCGAAAGCGAUCGAAGAGUUCUUGUUCCCCGACAUCGUCUUCGAGGGAUUUAAAACGAAGGAGGAGGUGCACGAGAGAGUGCGCCACAGGGUCAUGAGGGCGUGGGAGGACACCCGGUCCCACCGCCAGAUUGCCAGCGAGCUGGAUUUCGAUUUGCGCACCAUCGCGCCGAAGCCGUUGGCGGACGCCGUCCACGCCGCAGGCAAGGCCCGGGGUCUGUCCGCGGAAGCGCUGCUCGCCGCUGUCGAGUGCAACAUGGGUUUUAUCGAGGCGCCUGGAACGACGCUCACGCACUUGCCGUCGUCAGGCCAUUACAUUUCCCCUGGCCAGCCCCUCUUGAUUGGCAGUGCGUCCUCCACGCGGAAGUCACCUUUGAUGCAGUGCACGGAUAAAUGGUUGACGCAGGUCCCGGAGGCCUCCCCUGUUUUCAAAGACAAGUUGGUCACGAACACGGACUGCACCACGGAGGGCAUUCGGAAGCAACUCGAAGAACACAGGCGGUGCGGCAUUUCCAGCGACGAGGCCGCCAACACGUUCCUGACGCCCUUCAGCGACCAGGAGUCCGGGGUGCAGUAUCUCAGCUGCGCGAAGCGUAACACGUGGACGCAGAGCGAGUACGACGGACCGGCGACCGGCAACGGCAAGGUGUCUUUGGACAACUACAAUUUCAUGCUCAAGUGCUCGGGCCAGACGGAGGUCGUCGAGUUUAUCGCCAUGCCGAUAGUGCACGGGUUCCAGAAGCGCAUGCAGACGGACGUGCGCGCAGACGACGGGGUCGAUUUCGAACAGAGCGACUCAUUCAUCGAGCGGCUGCACGGAUGGAUGCACGCGCAUUGUUCCGUUAUCGCCAGCGCACUCUCGCUCGACGGCUACGCCUACACCAUAUACCGUGCUGCGAAGCAGGCUCUGGAUGACAUCUGUCAGACCGUGCCGAUGCCACAGGUGUUCAAGGCGAAGUUGAAUUUCUUACACAGCGAUUUGCUUCGCGGAACGCACCGGGUGCACCGCGGGGCCCAGUUCGCCAGGGACUACAUCGCCCAGCAUGCCGCCCAGGGCGGCGGCGGCGCCCUGGCGCCGCUUCCGCCCCUCGAUGCCGCUCGCUGGCGUCGCCUCCCCAGUGUCGACGACGUCGCGAUGGGCCUCCACAAGGUGCUGCGCCAAAUUGACCUUCAUUUCGGGUUGUACCGUUUCCACGCAGCCCAGAAGGCCGCAGCCGCCGAGGGCAAUCAUCGCUCUGGUGCCGACUGCAGGGGCGUUGGCGGAUGUUCGGCGGCCGUUCUGGCAGCUCCCGACGUCGCGGAGGCCGCGGUGAAGGGUCUCACGCCGUCCGAGCUGACGCGGCAAUUUUUGCUCAUCCGCGCCCCCAAGGGGCAGACUUUCACGGCGGCGGACGCGAGGCAGUGGCUCCGAAACAAGAGGGAUUCGUGGUACAGGACGGACCUGGCCCAGAAGAUAUCCGACGGCCUGGCGGCGCUGGUCGCGGCGCAUCUCGUCGACAGGGUCGCUGGUGUCGCCGACGCGGGGGAGUCCACCUCGAGGGCCGAGGCGGCGCCAGGCAAGCGCACGGUCAACCCCAAGGGCGAGGGCACGUUCAAGAAGCGCAAGCUCGAGGCCAUCUUGGCGGACGCCGACGCCACGGAGGAGCGCAAGCGCUUGCGAGUCAACACGCUGCGCAGGCUCGAGCCCGGCAACAUGAGUGCCAGCGGUGCUGAUUGGGGAGCGGUGCCGGGGCUCAACGCAUAUUACUGUUGCGGCGGCAAGACGGACUACGACAUGGAGAAAAAACAGCACGCGCGGUGCAAGAAGGAAGGAGAUUCGAAGAUGCUCGUCUCCGAGAAGAAGCGCUUGCGCAAGCUCCGGUGGAACCUGUCGAAAGAUGUCCAAAAGAUGGACGCCAACGACGAGGAGAGCCUGCAGCAGGAGGCGAAGAGCAAGGCGAACCGCGCCUACGACGACGGCGGCUCCGACACGGAGGCAGCGGUUGCCACUGAGGAUGCCGCGGCGGCGCGCCCCCAGCUUCCCGAGAUCCCAGCGCGCAUGGUUGUCGACCUGGAGCCGUCGUCCGAAGAUUCCUCGGACCAUGAGCCGCCCAGUGCCGCCGCGCGCGCGCUCAGCCACUGA